AUGCUCAAUAAUAACAACAUCACGAGCGUGGCGGCCGGGGGGCCCUUUAAGCCCCUCGCUUGGCCCCGAACAUUUGGGUCUUUUCCACAAAACAUUGUUCAACUUCCCGAUGACGUGUUGAGGCCCGGUCCCUGGAGAGCCCGGGUCGUCACAACUGCUGCAAAAACCCUCCUGAUAUCUCCUUUUGACCAAAACAAGGGCCCUUUCCCUUUAGCAAAAAAACAACAUCAGGAGUUUCCCAAUACCCUGGGGCGCCCCGACCACCCCCCUCACGCUUCUCUACAAAAAAAACCCGCCCCGGAGAUCUCCGCCUCGGCCAUCCUCAACUGCCGGGGCUCAGCACACUCUACAUCGACACCAUACCGUUGGGGAGCGGACGCGCAGGAGGCAGAGGGAUCUGGGCAAAGUCCUGGUUUUUGGGACCGACCCGACGGCCUCACCAAUCAUCCCCGGAGGGCUGCCCUUCGCCUUCCCCGACGUGCUCGGGGUAUGCGUGUUCGGGAGCCCUUUUUCAGCGGCGACUGGGGGAAAAUAGCCUUUGCCCCCCAGUGGGGCCCAGAUGCCAAUUACCCCUCGGAGGAACCUCUGAAAACUGCCUUUACCUUGACAAAUCUCUUUCGCUUUAUCAUGGUGCGUGUACAGAAGCAAAGAAUGUUAUCUGUCAGCAUUAAGGAACCGAAUUUCUUCUACAACUAA
This is a messenger RNA of Penaeus monodon (black tiger shrimp), 696 nucleotides long. RefSeq lists its product as uncharacterized. Bases 1 to 696 code for a protein of 231 amino acids. The record is from RefSeq and is a predicted model, not a curated record. NCBI's taxonomy places the organism in Eukaryota, Metazoa, Arthropoda, Malacostraca, Decapoda, Penaeidae. The transcript has 2 exons.